CUUCCUUUCCAGUUCAGUACAUUAUCCAACCCUCUCACUCACCUCUGCAAAUUAGAAAGCCACUCUCUCUCUCGCUCGCUCUCUUCCAACAAUGUCAAGAGACCGCCUCGUAAAGAGCGUCAAGAAGUUUGCUGAUGUCCAAUACAAGCUCUUCACAGCUCGCUAUGGUCAGCAGCUCAUCGACAUUUUCGAGUUCCCCGUAAAGCUUGUGCUCUCUCCUUUCACUAUCGCCAUUGACGUUGCCGGCUCCGCCCAGCGUGGCUUUGGCGUGCCCGAGUUGAUUUCCAAGCUCUCUUACGCCUCAAUAUUUGUAGUAGCUACUCUAGGGACUUAUGACAUAGCGCUAGAGAUGGGAAAGAAGGUGAUAUGCCAGAGGAACUGUGAAACCUGCAACGGUUGGCAGGCAUUGCGGUGUACCUUGUGCAAAGGGUCAGGGAGGGUGCACUACCAAGUGAAAAAUUACACAUUGAAAAGUGGGGAGAGGGAAACGGCUGAAUGUGUUGCAGAUGCUAUUGCUGACAGUCGUGCUGAGUUGGUUCAUCUUCCAUCUGCCAUAAAUCUUCAUACACCAUUGCCGUCUAAAGACUGCCUGACCUGUGAUGGCACGGGUGUAAUGAGCUGUCCUGAGUGCAAAAACAAAUUACAAGUCAGAAUCUCUGCAGAUGAUAUAAUGGAGCCUCCCUGGAAAGCCUACAAUGUUAUGAAGAAGAUGGACUACCCUUAUGAGCAUAUAGUUGACAGCAUGAAAGAUCCCAGCAUUGCUGCAUUUUGGCUAUUUACCUUGCCUCGGGUUGUGGGUGGUUACGACUAUGAUGAUGAUGUCAAACAAAAACUUUGGUGGCAAUACAAGGAAUCUAUGCGGUAUGAUCAACUUCGUGAUGUGGUGGCCAAGCGAAAACCUGGCUGGGAGCACUUGCAGGAAGCCUUGAUCUCCAUAGAUCCUGCUCGUGCAAGAGAUGAUCCUGUUAUUGUAAAAAAUAUCCCUUUCUAUAAAGCGAAGAAGGCACUUGAAGCAGAAGUCAUGAAACUAAAUCCUCCAGCAAGGCCACAAAAUUGGGGACAGGAACUGGACCUUCCAUUGGAUGCAUCUUCCUGGAGCAAGGAGGAUCUCAAAGAUCCUGGAAAGUUUUAUGAAAUGACCGUUCUUCUUAAUGCUCAGCGAGAAAUCGCUGACAAAAUUUUGGAUGCACAAUGGGAGACUAAAUGGCGUCAAGAAAAGUUGAAUGAGAUGUUGGCGGAGAAGGUACGGCCAUACAUGCAGAAGAUCGACAGUGGGACCCUCUCUCAGCCUAUUAUACUACCACCACAAGAACAGAAUCAGAAGAGGAGCCGACAACGGAGAUGGUGGUUCUUUUAAUGAUCUUCCAGCUAUUUUUGUGACUGAAAAACGUGGAUCGGCUCUUGCUGUUAUUACGUAUAAUUUGGUUGAACUACAUUUUUCCUGCUUGUGUGUAUUGUUUAGUUCAUUUCCCUCCAUACAGCUCUUCUUAAUCUGUUCCAAUUUUGAGGCUAGUGGGACAUUGAUUGAUGUAAAUGAGAAGCAAAUAACUAUCUUGUCUAAGUGGCGGUGCAUCUCAGAAUUUGUAAGAAAGAAAAUCUUCGAAUAGUUCAAAUUCAAAUAUUGAAGUCU
Messenger RNA from Rosa chinensis, 1630 nucleotides. RefSeq lists its product as uncharacterized. The coding region runs from base 92 to 1357 and encodes 421 amino acids. Gene Ontology annotation, cellular component: chloroplast. The transcript is spliced from 12 exons. The record is from RefSeq and is a predicted model, not a curated record. NCBI's taxonomy places the organism in Eukaryota, Viridiplantae, Streptophyta, Magnoliopsida, Rosales, Rosaceae.